GGAAAUUCAUAUGUCAGUCAACUUGGAAUGAGUGAAGUGUUAGAAUCGUAGUUAGGUCGUUGUGAUGAUUGGAUAUAUCAAGGUGUACAAUGUCUUCUUUUAUUGUUCAGAAUCUAAUUUUCUUAGUGAUAAUCUGUUUAGCAAAAUGCGAAACAAACAAACCUUGGUAUGAAACACUUCCUGCAGUGGCAAUGGAUUACAAGGUGCAUAUCGAGGCCGGAAAGGAGGAUUGCUAUUUCCAAUUUGUAAAUCCAGGCGCAACUUUCUACGUCAGCUUCCAGGUACUACGUGGCGGUGAUGGAAAAGCCGGAUUUGCUGUGAGAAAUCCAGAAGGUUUGAUUGUAUAUCCUUAUCAAUGGAGAGCUAACGCAGAUUAUCAGGAUCAAACGGCAACCGGUGGUUAUUACAGUGUUUGUAUCGACAAUCAGUUCUCCAGAUUUGCUCCUAAAUUGGUCAAUUUGUACAUCACAGUUAUUAGAUAUGAUCAAUGGGAAAAGUAUACAAAGGAAUUGGAGGAGUUAAAUUUAUCUGUUGAAAAUUUCACAAGUACGAUAAGAAAUGUGGAGAAGAACAUUAAUGAUAUACUACAAACGCAACAUUUAAGUCGUAGUCGAGAAGCAAGAGAUUUAAAUUUACUCUUGGACAAUAAUUUUUAUGUUCAAACUUGGUCUAUCGCACAAAUAAUUGUUAUUACAGUGGCUACCACGAUACAGGUUUAUUUUGUAAAAAGAUUAUUCAAUGUCAAGCCAUCGAGAUAUUCGAAAGCAAGGCUCUGAUUAUCAGUAAUAAUAUAAUAGGAACAUGAUAACGUCCAGUGUGUUAUAAUUCGCCGUUUAUAUUGUGAUAAUAUUAAUUAGAUGUUAAAAUAUUAUUCAGAUUUUUAUUUAUAUAUAACUUUUAUUAAAUUUAAUAUAUAUAUAUGAUUUUUAUAUAU
This is a messenger RNA of Polistes canadensis, 934 nucleotides long. Its product is annotated as transmembrane emp24 domain-containing protein 5. The transcript has 4 exons. The record is from RefSeq and is a predicted model, not a curated record. Gene Ontology annotation, cellular component: COPII-coated ER to Golgi transport vesicle; endoplasmic reticulum; Golgi apparatus. Lineage: Eukaryota; Metazoa; Arthropoda; Insecta; Hymenoptera; Vespidae. Gene Ontology annotation, biological process: Golgi organization; endoplasmic reticulum to Golgi vesicle-mediated transport; intracellular protein transport. Bases 90 to 776 code for a protein of 228 amino acids.